AUGUGACCCCCAGGGUCCUCACAAGAGGGCUGGGAUCAGGGUGAGUCAGUAGGGCACUCACUCUCAGGUGAUGAUUCAUCACUGACACCAGGCUGAGAGUGGGAUCACCUUGCCGCCUCUGUGCACAGGAACUGCAUUCUGUAUCACAAGCUGGGAGGGGGGCAACAGCGAGUGUUGCCUGGUUAUAUCACAAGCACCAAUGUCCUGCUGAACUGCUGUGGGAGCCCAGCGGCAAGAGGACUGAAGUUCAUCUGGGGCAGGAUGCAGAGAUUCCCAGGACACCAUCCAAGCUGCAUCUGGAAUGAUCAGGAGACAUUUGAUAGCUCCUCCUCCCUCCCCAACUCUGGAGCAGACCCACAUAGUCCUCACAGUACUUCCAAGAGUAGAGGAAAAAUAUGAGACUUGCUCUCCUCAUCACCCUGAAAGUAACCAGAGGAUGCUUCUUCUGUGGCCUCACAGGCUGAGCAGGCAGCCUGUGAUGGGGCCCUGCUCAGAAGACCCCCACCUCUGCGGGCCCUCCAGGCUCCUGGGAUUCACCAGCUUCCUCCUCAGUGUCUGCAGCACUGGGGUCAAGAGUUCUGGAGCACAUGGUUCUGGAGUUCAGGAUUCUGGAGCCUAUGUUCCCCUGGAGGGGAUCCAAGGAGGUUCUGUGUUGUUUCAUCUGUCCAAGAAUCAAGAAGCUGACCCAGAGGAGGUCUCAUGGGGCUUUGGCCCUGAGUCAAACUACAGAGUCCUGCUGCAAGUCCGCCGUGGGGCAGACACCCCAACCUGGGUCAGCCUCCAGGACAAGUACCAGCACAGGGUCCAUGUGCCCAAUGUGACGUCCCUGAGGAUUGAGAACCUGACCCGAGAGGACAGUGGGCAGUACCGGGCUCGAGCCAGCUUCACUGGAGGAAUAGAACUUACCCAGGUUUUCCUCCUCACUGUCUAUGGAACUGUACCCCUUCCUGAGAUCGAUGUCAAGUCAGCAUCCAUCACACCAGGCUGGUGCAACAUCACUCUGGAGUGCAGAGCCCCAGGGGCUACAGAGGACCUGAAGGUGACCUGGGAGAUCAAAGGCCUUCCCAGGGAGCUGGAGCAGAGAGUGACAUCAGAACUACCCUCCAACUCCUGGCACCUGACUCUGAACGUGCCCCUGAGCCAGCCCGCUGCCAGCUUGACCUGUGUGGUCAGCAACCAGGUGGACCAGAAAACAGCUGCCUUAGACCUUGGAGAAGUCUGUGUCUCUGACUCACCUAGAAACAGCAGUGCUGAGACUGUGCCAGGCAUCAUAGGGGCUGUUGUGAUUAUGCUGUUGAUCCUCAUAAUUGGGCUGUUCCUUUGGAAGACCUAUAGGAAGAAGAGGAAGAUGAAGACUGGAAGAGGUGUAGAAUUUCAGGUUGACCCCGGGGACAAUGAUGGUGGCAUCCAGUAUGCGGAGCUGAGCCAGCAGGGGUCUGGAGAGGUCACACACAAGGGUGUUGGUAAACAACAUUUAGAAGAAAAGGAGUCUAGUACUGUCUACAGUGAGGUCUACAAGCCAGAAAGGGAGACCAUGAAGAUAACUUAAUUGGAGAAAGCAGAAGAAUCAGAACUACUAGGACACUUCCACUCGGAGCUUGAUUCCUGCAGACACCUGCCUCUCCCGGCUCUGGUCCAGCUCCAGCUGCCCCUGUGACCCUCCCGCCCUCAAGUGCCUGCGCACAUGUGGCCUUCUCACAACCUCUGUCAACUUCCCCAGCUGUCUUCCCACUCAAGAUCCUCACCCUGCAGGACGAGAGCUCUUCCAUCAUUGACCCAGCACCUAGCCCCUCUUUUCCUGAAACUUCCCAAAGAGGACCUUCCUGCACAUGAUAAUCCCCACAGCCUCUGCUGUGUGACUGGUGUGUAUCUUUCUGAGCAUUCAAGCCCAGGUGUGGAGACAGUGUAAAGGUGUUGACCAGACUACAGAGGACAAGGUUAGGCUUUGGUGCUGGGUGCUGAGUUGGGUGUCUGUGGAGGCAGCAUGGGUAGGUGGGAGCUCAUAAAGAACUGGCCUGAGGUUUCCUUUGCCCCUUAUGUCGGGCAAAAGUUGUAUGUCAGGCAGUGUGUUUGUGUGUGUAUGUCUAUUUGUCGGUAUGUGUGCUGGGGGGAUAGCCUGUGCACAUUAUACAGUAGUCCAGCCCUUGUUCCUGAUCACUAGUACUGACUAACCUCAGCUUCAGCUCGUGGACCUCAAAUCCACCUCCUGUGGAGUGGGUAGAGGAAUUUGUACUGUUUCUGGUCCUUCAAAACCUCCUGUGUCUCAGAAGGACCCAUGUUGAGAUUUGUAUUCUUAGAAAAGCAGCUUCAGGGCAUUCCUGUCUGGGGUGGGGGUCAUUAGAAUGGAAGUGCAGUGUGCUACCCGCUCCCCCCCAACACACACACUCUAAUGAAGCUGCUGUGAGAAGUAAAGCUUGUGGGAAGGUGUGAACCAGCCCUCUCCUGCCUCUUCUACUGACCCUCAUCCCCCACAACCUGCUGGCCUCAGAUCCUAGUCAGCCUACUUUUUGCUCACUCACAUUCUUCUGCCUGAAAUGAUCUCUCCCUCCCUGUCCCUUACUCUUGUCCCUGCCUGUUGGAAUCCUAGUAUUCCACCCAAUCCUAGACCCCUUUCCAGGUCACAUGGUCUACAUGUACCCAAAGAUUUGGAAAUGGUCUCUCCCACAUCUAACUUUUUGGACACAGGUGACAUAACCAAUUUGGCUGCCAUAGUUUGAUUGGGUUGGUCAUCAGUUUUCCCUGCCUGCAUCACCUGGAGCUUCCUCGGGAGGGUGUCAUGGCUUUAGGAGGCCAGUGCCAAAGAGACAAGCACCUCUCUUUGUGAAUUGUCUGAGCUAUUCUUCCUCUCAUCUCCAACAGGAACUCAGCAGAUUGAUCUCAGAGCACAGCAUCUACUGAAGGUGUUUCUGGUAGUAAGUCCACAAGGAAGCAAAGAUGGACGUGAUGAGCCCCAACAAUCCUGCCUGAUUCCCCAUCCUACCUCCAUCCUCACAUUGCUUGAGGACCUGAUGUCACCUGCACUGUAUUGUGUGGGAUCUUCUCCUCUUCCUGGGGGUCUUCCUCUCCUCAGCCUCUGUCUCCAGCCUUCAGUCCCAGCUCUUGAGUUGGAGAUGAACUCACUCUGGUACUAUGAUCUGUGUCCUUUUGUCUGUUGGCCUGCAUUCUUCAAUCUCUUGGUUUCCCACCCAGUUCAGCAAUCUCAGCUUUUUCUGUUCUGACCUCAGAAAGAAAAGUUCUGAACUAAAAUCUUGAGCAAUAAGAAGCAAUGCUAAGAUCCUGUUGGAUAAGGGAGAAGCAGAGUUUCCUUAAUAAAGCCAUUUCUAGCUGGUUUAUUGUCAGGCUGAACAGAGAAGGCUGAGCGGGAAGAAGAUGACCUCUCUCACUGGAAUCCUAGGUGACCGGUCAUGGCUGAUAUCAGUGCCAUGAGUCCAGAGGCAGUGUGAGAUGUGACCACUCACUGACCCCCUCCCACCCACCUUGAUUCUCAAAGCAUAAGACAAAAAAGAAAAAAAGAAGGGAACUCAAUAUUCCAAGCCUAUAUUGAACCAGCUUUUGUUCCAUGAAUUUUAUAAGUAUUAUUUCUUCUUAUUCUUAUAAGAACUCUUUUAUUUUUUAUUUAUUUAUUUAUUUUUUUGAGGCUACUUACUUUAUAAUAUUUAAUUGGUUUUGCCAUACAUUGACAUGACUCAUUGGAAAAUACCCUAAUGCUGGGAAGGAUUGGGGGUAGGAGGAGAAGGGGACAACAGAGGAUGAAAUGGCUGGAUGGCAUCACUGACUCGAUGGACAUGGGCUUGGGUGGACUCUGGGAGUUGGUUAUGGACAAGCAGGCCUGGUGUGCUGUGAUUCAUGGGGUUGCAAAGAGUCGGACAUGACUGAACGACUGAACUGAACUGAACUGACAUGACUCUUUUAGAGUAGCUAUUACUAUUCCUGGACUUCCCUGGUGGCUCAGAUGGUAAAACGUCUGCCUAUAAUGUGGGAGAUCCGGGUUCAAUCCCUGGGUCAGGAAGAUCCCCUGGAGAAGGAAAUGGCAACCCACUCCAGUAUUCUUGCCUGGAAAAUCCCAUGGAUGGAGGAGCCUGGUAGGCUACAGUUCAUGGGGUUGCAAUUACUAUUCCUGUUUUGUAGGACAAGCAACUAAUAUCCCAAAAUAGUUGGUGGCAGAGCAAAUUGUUAAAUUCAAGGCUAGGUAACUCCAGCAUUCAUAGCUUUUCCUUUGCCACAUGGUCAAUGAAGUUCUUGGAAUCCUAGAGUAUUCAGAAAAGAGUAUGUUCCAUUUGUUCCUCUUCCAAGGUUCCUUGUUCUGACUCAAGUGCCUCAGCUUGAAUGAGUUCAUCCUGAUGAUGAAUGGAGCUGGUUGGUGGGUGGGUGAAAAGGGAAUUUGGUGGGUUGGUGGGUGAAAGGGGAAUUAUCCCUUAAGAGCACAAUGGAGUGGGAGAUGUGGGUGGGAGACAUGCAAUGACAGGUCCUGUGCUCUGGUUCAGAAGCAGUAUUUGAAGCAGAGAUGCUUCAUCUUGGGUCUUAUGGGAGUUCCUUCCUCUUAUACAAGGUGUGUUGUGGAUUUCAGCAUCCCUAUUCUCAAGUUAGCUUCCCUUUCCAUUAUUAUUCAUAAUUUCGUUCAAGAAUUAUGUGAUGCUGAAAUCCUCAAUGUACAAAUGAAAAAUUAAAAUCCAGAGAUAUUAAGUAUUCUACAGAAGUUCUCAUGAGUGUAAGGUAUAUAGGCAUGAUCACAGGAGAUAAUAAUUCCACUCAUUUUGAUUCCUUUCUCUGUCAUUCUGGACACCCAAUCAGUUACCAGCUUCCACUGUGCUAUCCUUCAUAAAUAUUCCUGUACUCCAUUCUCCUCCACUUCUUUCAUUCCCAUCUUCCACCACCAUUUUUGCAGUUCCACCAGCAAUGUGUGAGAAUUUCUCCACAUUAUCUCCAACUCUUGUUAUUUUUAGAUUGUAUCCAUCCUAGUGCUGAUGAAGUGAUAUCUCAUUGUGGUUCUGAAUUGCAUUUCUCAAAUGAUUCAUGCGAACAUGUUUUCAUGAGCAUAUUAACAUUACUUGAAGAAAUUUCUUUCUUUCUUGAAUUCUUUCUUGUUAUGCAUUGUCCCUACAUCUCCACCAAGUCUGCUUUUCUCCCAGUCACCAGGGAACUCCACACUGCUAAAUUUAGUAGUCAAUUCUCAAUCCUCAUUUCCCAUAAGUUCUCAGCCAUAGUGGAUGUAUAUUUCCUGGAAACAUUAUUUUCACUUUGCUCUUUCCUACCUACUGGGUGUUAGCUCUGUAGUUUCCUUUAUCAGUAUCUUUCCAACCUCUAAAUUUUGGAAUAAUCAAGGUUCAUACCCAGACCACCCAGACCACCUCGCUUCACUGUCUACACUCAUUUCUGUUUGAUGCUCUGGCCAUGCAGUAAUCUUGUGACUAUGUGACUUUAUGUGCUAAAAAGGACUUAGAGAUGUGACCUGUCCCCUGAACUCCACAGUGUGAAUAUCCAACUGUUUACUUGACAUUUUCACUGGCAUGUAUAACAGGCAUCUCCGUCUUGACAUGUUUAAACUCAGACUCCCCAAACAUGCUUCCUAUACAGUUUCCUACCCCUCCAAAGGUCACCUCAAUCCUUCCCUUUUUUCUGACCAUAACACUUGGGUGUCAUCCUUGACUUCUUUCUUUUUUUUCAUUUUCAUUUCUUUUUUACUCUCUAUUAGAAAUACUGAUAGUUCAACAUUCUAUAUAAAGUUGAAUACUUAUUUUUGUAUACUUAUAUGAAAAAAUAUGUUUAUAACAAAAUGCCUCUUACCACCUCCCUGGUCCAAUUUCGUCAUCAUUUCUCACUUGGAUUAUUACAGUUGCCUCAGAGUCUACCACUUUUAUCCAUAAUCCUUUAAUGUCUAUUUUCAUAAUAUCACCCAGAUGAAUCUUUUCAAAACUUAAGUUGCAUCACAUUCCUUGUUGCUCAAAACUACCCUGUCACAUUACUUGUUAACUCAAAAUUUCCACUUUAUCUGGAAGAUUCUGUAUCAGCAGGCCUCCUCUCUCAUAUACCCCUCCUUCCUUAAUCCACUAUAGGACACUGGGCUUCCUUCCAAUCCUUCAAUACUCCAUGCAUGCUCCUUCCUCUCUAGAAUUCUCUCCUUCUAGGUAUCCAUGUCUCAUUCCCUGACCUCCUUUAAGUCUUCUUAUAGAAGUGAACUUCUCAGUAAGACCUACACUGACCUCCCUAUAUAAAACUGCAAACUCUUUCUGGUGGCCUCCUCCCUCCUCCAUGUGCUACUUUUCUCCAUAGCCAGUGUGACAGUUAGUUAUUCUGAGCUGUAGACAGUAUGUAUUGAGGCCUCAAAAUAUAAAUUGUCAUCCUGUAAUGCAAAUACCAUUAUUAUUCCCAGUAAGUGGCUACACUGGUAAAUCAAUGAAUUUAUUCAAGUCACAUAACUAAUAGAUGGCAGAGCUGGAAUUGGAAUCUUGGAGUUGGAUUCUGAAACUCUUGACCACUAUAUACUGUUAAAAUAAAGUAUUUUUUCUCCACAUGAUGGAAUACUAUUUGUGUACUAAGAAGAGUUAAUUAUAUCCUUAUGUAUUUGAAUGGAAAGUUUCCUAUGAAAUAUUAAAUUAGUUAUGAAAUAUGCAUCAUAUUAACCUAUAUUGUAAAUAUAUAUAAAUAUGUUUAUGUGGGCAUGAAAUAUUCCAACAGUUAGUAGGUUAAGAAUUUAACAGUAGCUAACUUCUGUGGUCUGUCUCCUUUUCUGUAUCAUUAGUUUUUUUACAACACUAACUAAAAAAAUUAUCUAUUAAAAUUUUUGAACAGUGAAGUGACAUGAUAAGAACUGUGCUUCAGAUAGAUAAAGCCACAUAUAUGCCAACAAGAACUUUAUCAUCUAAACCAGCUAACGAACUUAUGCUUAUUUCCACUUUCUAUUUUGUUGAUUUAAGUCUUCAGGAUCUUUACUGAAAUAGCCCCUAAUGGGUCUACAUAAGUCUAUAUAGUUCAGGCAAAGCAAAAAUUUUGGUCUGAUUUUUUUAUCCAAAUGGACACUCCCCAUGUAUUGCUCACAACCCAGAAUGUUCAUUAGAUCAACUAGAGAACUUUUAUGAACAGAUGCUUGGACUGUAUCCUGAAACUGGGCACCACUUAUAUUUUAAAAUAUUUAUUAGAUGUUUUAUCAGGCUUGAGAACUGAAACCCUGAGCCUACAUGAAGUCUUCAGGAAAUUCAAAUGGGAAUGUACAUGGCAAAGAAAGUCUGUGAAUGUGUUUUCCAAGUUGUUUCUCAAUGUGUCUUUUGUUUCUAAUAGAUUGAGUUAAGGAAUGAAUAAAUGACAAAACCCUACAA
Dama dama (fallow deer) is the source of this 7313-nucleotide messenger RNA. RefSeq lists its product as uncharacterized. The record is from RefSeq and is a predicted model, not a curated record. The coding region runs from base 302 to 1549 and encodes 415 amino acids. NCBI's taxonomy places the organism in Eukaryota, Metazoa, Chordata, Mammalia, Artiodactyla, Cervidae. The transcript is spliced from 8 exons.